This is a messenger RNA of Rana temporaria (common frog), 2461 nucleotides long. RefSeq lists its product as uncharacterized. The record is from RefSeq and is a predicted model, not a curated record. Lineage: Eukaryota; Metazoa; Chordata; Amphibia; Anura; Ranidae. Gene Ontology annotation, biological process: response to bacterium. The transcript has 6 exons. The coding region runs from base 62 to 961 and encodes 299 amino acids.
GGAAGUCAAACACAGAUCCCACAAGUUGUCUAACCUACAACAGGUAACCAGCAAAGCAAUCAUGACAGCCAAAACGGUGAUCGUGUUUUAUAUUUAUCUGCAAGGUGUACUCACAAGUGAACUUGCCCAGAAGUUUCCUCAUGUCCAAUUUGUGAAAGCUGGAGAAGCAGUCACCAUUAUUUGUAAUAAGACUUCAGACAAAAGCUAUGCUAACUGGCAGUGGUAUAAAGAAAAGGAAGAUGGAGGGUUACAGGAUGUGGCACGAAGCACAUGCUUAUCAUCAGCACCAUCAUCACCAUCAGAAAGAAUUGUACCAAAGUGCAAAGAAAAACAGCUUGCUGUAGAGAUUAAAAAUGCGGAGAGAUCUGAUUCCGGAGUAUAUUACUGCUCUGAGCCCGGACUGGACCAGACCUUUUAUGCGGCCAACACAUUAAUUGUUACAGAUCCUAACCAAGAAGAGCCCACGCUAACCUUACUUGCUCCAGUCGCACAACAAAAUGCAGAUUCUGGGACAAUGGUAUUACUGUGUAUUGCACUUAACUGGUCCAACAAAUGGAGUCUGCUUAAGUGGUCUAUCGAUGAAAAAGAACUUGACGGUUGGCUAACGCUUGAUCCAGAUGGCAGUUUGAGAAAUCUGAUUUUUCUACCCACGAGUGAUGUUGAAAAAGCUAUCUGUUACAUUAAAAACCUACAAGAAGGCAGAAAUAUCUCUGCCCAUUAUUCCACUGUAUCUAAAUAUCUAACAACAGAAGAUGAUCAAAAUGACCAAAGUCAGUGUUAUAUUGUCCUGUAUGUGGGAUUAGGCUUUGCGGUCCUUCUCCUAGUGAUACAUCAGAUCAUCCUUGCCAAAAGACGGGGAAGCGUGUGUAAAAAGCAUCCAAACAAGCAGACUCGUCCUGAGCGAGCAGUGAGAUUUCGUCCAGAGGAUGAGAUGGUCACUUAUGCUCCUGUAAAAGGAUAAUCAACCACUUGAAGCCUCUAGAAGUUCCUUUGGGGCUGCAGGGCUUCAUUUUUUGAGAAUUCUCGUUCUUUUAACUGCUCAAAAGUGACAAAUUUUGAAGAAAUUCAACCUCCAAAUUCAAUCUACUCUAACAAGCUGGAAGUAAGGAUAAUGUUUACUCAUCAGGUGUAAAAGUCAAAAACUGGAAAACCUAUGAAAGAACUAAGAAGCAUUUUGUAUGGUAGACGUUUAAAUGGUAACCACUUUUGUACCCAGAAGAUGCUAGAUCCUGAUGAGGAAGCGCUGUUCUGAAGUAAUGCCCAGUGGAAAUGACCCGGCAAUAGGGCAAAGCAGAGGAAACUGAAAGCCGGUAUAAAUCUGGGUGCCUGCACAUCAUACUUGUUAGAAGCCUUUACAAUCUCUGUAAAGAAUGCAGCUUGGUCCCCUCACUGCCCCUAGCUUGUGGUUGGCUAGUAAGGGAGCAUCACCAAACUGAUAACCUUGUCAGCGUAUGUACAUUCGCCAAACCUGAUGGGCCCAUAGCCAAUUUCUUUUCUAGUUCUAUAAAAUGGAGGAUUACAAGAACCCGCUGAUUACCAAGUCAUAGACUCUUACAGUAGUUAUAUUACAAAAUUUGAAAAACUGCAUUUAAUGGCGUUUUUAUGACCGCCUAGGGUGUAAAGCUUUUAUAAAAAAUGUACAACAAAUAUAUAUUUUUCAAGUGAUAAAAUUGCAUAACAUACAUCUACAACAUUGCUAGUGUGUGUUUAUUUGGUUAGAUGUGUGGUCAAUUGGACUAUAUGUAUUAUAUUUUACAGGAUUUACAGAACCUUUGCAAUCUAUUUUAACCUUUUUUUUUGUUUGUUUUUUUCCAUACAUGUUUAUCAUGCCAUUACAGUUUAAGAAGUUGUACCAGUCAUGAUAGAUUGAAUAUUACAUUACAAUAUUACCAAGAAAUUUUGAAUACAUUUUUUUAUUGCAUUCUAAAAUGUACAUUAUAAUAACAUUUCAAAACAUUUUUGCUCCCCAAGCUCAUUAUCCAGCUAAUAUGUGUAAUUGUAUUUCUCUGUUUGCUAUAGUCUACAGAGAAUCUAUUACCACAGAUCCCUUUAGGUUUAAUUAGCCGUAUCAAGAAAACCAAGACUAGAACUUUGAGAAGGGACAAAAAUAAAUAAAAAGGAAAGCCAGACAUAGUUAUUAUUCUAUAUUCUUUGCAUUUUAUAACUUAUGGUAUAGUUCUUCCACUGCAACUUUGGCAAUCAAAGCCUAACAAGUGUUCUAACUCUUCCCUUUCUCUAAAUUGAAAAACAAAUCUUUGUCUUUAGAUACAUUUUAAUUAUUUUUAACCUUGAUCAAGAUGUGGCUUGACCCCUCAAAUGUAUGGGUCAUGUUCAAAAUAAAGGGUAAAACUUCAAGGUAGGGGAACCAAAGCUUCAUAACUGCUAAUGGAGACUUUACCAUAAGGCUCCAUGCACACUGGAAGCUAAAAAAAAGCUAUAAGAAACACCAGUAGCUUUGUAG